Messenger RNA from Prunus dulcis (almond), 571 nucleotides. RefSeq names its product transcription factor LAX PANICLE 1. The record is from RefSeq and is a predicted model, not a curated record. NCBI's taxonomy places the organism in Eukaryota, Viridiplantae, Streptophyta, Magnoliopsida, Rosales, Rosaceae. The transcript has a single exon. Gene Ontology annotation, molecular function: protein dimerization activity; DNA-binding transcription factor activity. Bases 1 to 561 code for a protein of 186 amino acids. Gene Ontology annotation, biological process: regulation of DNA-templated transcription.
AUGGACUAUUUCUCUGCUACUAAUAACUCUAGCUCAGAUGGCUCUAACUCUUCUUCAGCGAACAAACACAACGGCACCGGAGAGAAGAUCGAGGGUGGCGUGAAGAGCAAAAGCAAAGGAGUGAGGCUUUCCACAGACCCGCAGAGUGUGGCGGCCAGAGAGAGGAGGCAUAGGAUCAGUGACCGGUUCAAGAUCUUGCAGAGCUUGGUUCCUGGUGGGACCAAAAUGGACACGGUGUCCAUGUUAGAGGAAGCUAUCCACUAUGUGAAGUUCCUCAAGGCCCAGAUAUGGCUUCACCAGAGCAUGAUCAACUUUGUGGACGAUGAUGAUGGUCUUCACCAUGACCGUUCAUCAUCCUCAUCAUCCUCGUCUAUGUUCCAGUACCAGCUUCCAGCUGAUCAUCCUCUUCAUCAUCCAACUGGGUCCCAUGAUUUCUACUCUCAGAACAAUUUCGUGCAACCACCUUCACCAGCUAUGAAUAUUCCAUUGCCUGACCCUAAUUACUUCCAAGGUCAAGAAGCCAUCCCCAAUAUUGAAGCCUACAUGAAAUAUUAUAGCUAGUUUAUAAGUA